AUGCCUUCCUUAGACUCUCUUGAUUCCUUCCUCUUUUCUCUCAGCUCAGACAUUUAUUCUCCUUUUGGAAUUUUCAUUCAAAUUCAGGGAUGUGUAAUUUGCUUACUCCUAGCUUUUGGGUGGGCUGCAGCUGCUUAUGUCAGGAAAAGAGAGAUAAGAAGAAUAAGGAGGAGUAUGCAGAAUGGAAAUAGCUUUGCUUUCAUUUGUCAGGAUAUCAAUGAACUUGAGCAUUCCAAUCAGGUUAAUUUGCCAAGAGUAACAGUAAUUAUGCCACUAAAAGGGUUUGGUGAACACAAUCUCCAUAAUUGGAAGACUCAGUUAACAUCUUUAUAUGGUGGUCCUCUAGAAUUUAUUUUAGUGGUAGAAAGUACAGAGGAUCAUGCUUACAAUGCUGUAUCAAGACUAUUAUCAGAAUUUGAGGGUUCUGUUGAGGCUAGGGUACUUGUAGCUGGUUUGUCAACAACUUGUAGUCAGAAAAUUCACAAUCAAUUGGUUGGAGUGGAGUCAAUGAAUAAAGACAGCAAAUAUGUAUUGUUUUUGGAUGAUGAUGUGAGGCUACAUCCUGGAUCAAUUGGUGCACUCACUCAUGAAAUGGAAAAGAAUCCUGAAAUAUUUAUUCAAACUGGAUAUCCUCUUGAUUUGCCAUCUGGAAGUUUAGGGAGUUACUGCAUCUAUGAAUACCAUAUGCCUUGUUCAAUGGGAUUUGCCACUGGUGGAAAAACAUUCUUUUUGUGGGGAGGGUGCAUGAUGAUGCAUGCUGAAGAUUUUAGGAAAGAUAAUUGUGGUGUAGUCUCAGAACUUAGAAAUGGUGGAUAUUCUGAUGAUAUGACUCUUGCAGCCAUAGCUGGGGCUCAUAAAAAGCUCAUUACGUCUCCUCCGGUUGCGGUCUUUCCUCAUCCACUUGCAAGUGAUCUUAAUUUUGGAAGGUACUGGAAUUAUUUGAGGAAACAGACAUUUGUUUUGGAAUCAUACACAACGAAAGUUAACCGUGUGAUGAACCGUGCAUUGUUCGCCAUUCACUGUUAUUUGUCGUGGGGAUUUGUAUCGCCAUACAUUAUGGCGUUAGUUCAUGUUGCAGCAGCACUACAAUUUUGGUAUAAGGGUUACUCAGUUGACGAAAUGGACUACACUUCUGGUGGGUUAUCACUGGUGUACUUCCUAGGCAUAUGCACUUUUCUUGAGCUUCUUUCAAUGUGGAACUUAACAAGGAUAGAAGUUCAACUUUGCAAUAUGUUGUCGCCAGAAGCACCUCCACUUUCUAUUGCUAACUAUAAUUGGUGUCUUGUAUUCAUUGCUAUGUUGGUGGAUAACUUUCUAUAUCCUAUAUCUGCGAUUCGAUCUCAUUUCUCUCAAUCUAUUAAUUGGUCUGGUAUUCGAUACCAUUUGAAAAACGGGAAAAUCUGCAAGAUAGAUAGGACUCAACCAAACAAGGAUAUGGCUCCAGUUUUCACAGACUUGGGAGGAAAACUUUUACAUGGAAGAAUCGGGUUUCCUACGAAAGGCUCAUUGCUUAAUUCAUUGUCCAAAAGUUUCAAACAAUCCCGUGAACCGAAGAGAACUGAAUAA
Molecule: messenger RNA, 1566 nt
Organism: Trifolium pratense (red clover)
Lineage: Eukaryota; Viridiplantae; Streptophyta; Magnoliopsida; Fabales; Fabaceae
Exons: 14
Coding region: 1-1566 (521 amino acids)
Biological process (GO): glucosylceramide biosynthetic process
Cellular component (GO): membrane
Molecular function (GO): ceramide glucosyltransferase activity
Source: RefSeq, a predicted model, not a curated record